AUGUCGUACGAACGAGAUAAAACGCCAUACGAUCGAGAUAAAACGCAAUACGAACGAGAUAAAAUGUCGUACGAACGAGAUAAACCGUCGUACAAACGAGAUAAAAUGUCGUACAAACGAGAUAAAACGCCAUACGAACGAGAUAAAACGUCGUACGAACGAGAUAAAACGCCAUACGAUCGAGAUAAAACGCAAUACGAACGAGAUAAAAUGUCGUACGAACGAGAUAAACCGUCGUACAAACGAGAUAAAAUGUCGUACAAACGAGAUAAAACGCCAUACGAACGAGAUAAAACGUCGUACGAACGAGAUAAAACGCCAUACGAUCGAGAUAAAACGCAAUACGAACGAGAUAAAAUGUCGUACGAACGAGAUAAACCGUCGUACAAACGAGAUAAAAUGUCGUACAAACGAGAUAAAACGCCAUACGAACGAGAUAAAACGUCGUACGAACGAGAUAAAACGCCAUACGAUCGAGAUAAAACGCAAUACGAACGAGAUCAAAUGUCGUACGAACGAGAUAAACCGUCGUACAAACGAGAUAAAAUGUCGUACAAACGAGAUAAAACGCCAUACGAACGAGAUAAAACGUCGUACGAACGAGAUAAAACGUCGUACGAACGAGAUAAAACGUCGUACAAACGAGAUAAAGCGUACAAACGAGAUAAAACGUCGUAA
Molecule: messenger RNA, 678 nt
Organism: Pecten maximus
Lineage: Eukaryota; Metazoa; Mollusca; Bivalvia; Pectinida; Pectinidae
Product: nuclear speckle splicing regulatory protein 1-like
Exons: 1
Coding region: 1-678 (225 amino acids)
Source: RefSeq, a predicted model, not a curated record